Hibiscus syriacus is the source of this 615-nucleotide messenger RNA. RefSeq names its product elongator complex protein 3-like. NCBI's taxonomy places the organism in Eukaryota, Viridiplantae, Streptophyta, Magnoliopsida, Malvales, Malvaceae. The record is from RefSeq and is a predicted model, not a curated record. Bases 72 to 443 code for a protein of 123 amino acids. The transcript has 2 exons. Gene Ontology annotation, biological process: tRNA wobble base 5-methoxycarbonylmethyl-2-thiouridinylation. Gene Ontology annotation, cellular component: cytoplasm; elongator holoenzyme complex; nucleus.
GCCAAAUUCGAGACGUUACUUAAUAAAAUUCAACAUUUUGAGUUUCCAACCAGCUUUGAAUCUCCAUUUCCAUGGCGGAGAGAAAUCACAGCCGUCAAAUGGAUCCAAAGACCGGAUUCUGUUACAAGACCAGAACUUACAGUAGCCUGAGACCGCCAAUCCCUCUUCCGCCACCUGAUCAACCUAUCUCCGCCGCGGAAUACUGUCUCUCCAUCUUCUCUUCCACUUCCACCGACGGCGCUGUUCCAGUGCACGGCAGGGAUGCUGACAAACUGCAAUAUCAGGGUUACGGUACACUUCUGAUGGAAGAAGCUGAACGGAUAGCCAGCAAAGAGCAUAGGUCGACAAAAAUAGCUGUUAUAUCUGGUGUAGGAACCCGGCAUUAUUAUAGGAAAUUAGGGUAUGAGCUUGAAGGCCCUUACAUGGUCAAAUGUAUAGUCUGAUAAGGCUAGUUUCGAUUUAAAAAAUAGCGUAAAAUUCUAGCAACACAUAAAUCAUAAUUUUUGUUCAAUUUGUUUGCCUGCAUGAACCCGUAUUUGUAUACCCUCCUUUAAAUAUUUUCAGAAGAUCAUGGAGAUUUAUACAUUUUCUUGAUAGAAUAUUUAUUAUGACAAA